Messenger RNA from Megalobrama amblycephala (Wuchang bream), 4946 nucleotides. It is a transcript of the gene csnk1g2a, whose product is annotated as casein kinase 1, gamma 2a. Gene Ontology annotation, biological process: peptidyl-serine phosphorylation; positive regulation of canonical Wnt signaling pathway; endocytosis. Gene Ontology annotation, cellular component: nucleus; cytoplasm; plasma membrane. Lineage: Eukaryota; Metazoa; Chordata; Actinopteri; Cypriniformes; Xenocyprididae. The record is from RefSeq and is a predicted model, not a curated record. Gene Ontology annotation, molecular function: protein serine/threonine kinase activity; ATP binding. The transcript has 13 exons. Bases 760 to 2142 code for a protein of 460 amino acids.
CGGAAUUUUAUGACCCAGUAUUCUCCAAACCCAACUACGCAAGUUUCGCAGCUUAGACCCGGUGAUGUGAGCAGCGACAGCGGAGGAAACGCGCCAGCUGUACGGAGAGGCUUAAAGAGACAUCAGCGAAGAGGGAGAAAAAACGAUAAUGGCUUCAAGGAAUGACCAUUAAAACCGACAAAAUGGGAACUGUCAUCGACUUAUAAUACAGAGAUCUAGAAGAAAGUAAUACAGGCUUGGAACGACAUGAGGAUAUUUUAAGGUGUGCUGCUGAUGUGCCGCCUGUUUCCCCUAAACGCAAACUUUGGUGUGCUCUGCAUUCGUACUUGGACACAAGGAAUGCCUGACACAACUCUACAAAACCACCUGGAGGGGGUGCAAAGGAUGGAAACCAAUGCCAGACAGCGCCUCACUUUCACCAGCUAGUGUCGUGCGCAUGUGUCCAUCUCCCGAAGAAUGUGCUCCUCUGCAGUUGGAUUUAAGGAAGAUUUCUGUAUGAUGUCUUCGUCCUGAAUUGUAUCGCCCUUGGAUUGUCAGCUAUACUUUCCCCUCCUCCCCCCUGUCUAUAAAAGCAGUUAAUGUCUAUUUUAAUCUACAUGUGUAGAGCUGUAUUGUGGAUAAGCCAUUCCCUCCACUCUCUUUCUCACUAAAUUCCUCUCCUCCAUCCCAUUCCCCGUGCCCCUGUUGCUAGUUGUUUUGGUGGCUCUGUGAUUUUAUGGCAGCGGAGUAAUCGUGGAGAGGCCGGGGUAUCACAAGCUUAUGGAUUUUGAUAAGAGAGGAGGAGGAGGAAAAGGUGAGGCUGAGGAAGGAAAGAGAAUGUCUAAGACUGGCGGGAGCAGGACAGGGCAUGGGGGUGGCCGAAACUCGUCCAACUCCGGGGUGCUUAUGGUUGGCCCUAACUUCCGAGUGGGAAAGAAGAUCGGCUGUGGGAACUUUGGAGAGCUUCGACUCGGGAAGAAUCUUUACACUAAUGAAUAUGUGGCCAUUAAACUGGAGCCGAUCAAAUCCAGAGCACCCCAGCUCCACCUCGAGUACAGGUUUUAUAAACAGUUGGGCAACUCGGAGGGUGUUCCUCAGGUGUACUACUUUGGGCCUUGUGGGAAGUACAAUGCCAUGGUGCUGGAGCUGCUGGGCCCCAGUCUGGAGGACCUGUUUGACCUCUGCGACAGAACCUUUUCCCUCAAGACCGUCCUUAUGAUCGCAAUUCAGCUGAUCACACGGAUGGAAUAUGUGCACACAAGAAGUCUGAUCUACAGGGAUGUUAAGCCAGAAAACUUCUUGGUGGGCCGACCGGGGACCAAGAGGCAACAUACAAUCCACAUCAUUGACUUUGGGCUUGCCAAAGAAUACAUCGACCCUGAGACCAAAAAACACAUCCCUUACAGGGAGCACAAGAGCUUAACAGGGACAGCUCGCUACAUGAGCAUCAACACACACCUGGGAAAGGAGCAAAGCAGGCGGGAUGAUUUGGAGGCACUGGGUCAUAUGUUUAUGUACUUCCUACGGGGCAGUCUGCCCUGGCAAGGCUUGAAGGCUGACACGCUCAAGGAGCGCUAUCAGAAAAUCGGAGAUACCAAAAGGGCUACCCCUAUAGAAGUGCUCUGUGAGAGUUUCCCUGAAGAAAUGGCCACCUACCUGCGCUAUGUGCGGAGACUGGAUUUCUUUGAAAAACCGGAUUAUGACUACUUGAGAAAACUCUUUACAGACCUCUUUGACAGGAACGGCUAUGUCUUUGACUAUGAAUAUGACUGGGUCGGCAAGCCGCUGCCGACUCCUAUAGGACCCAUGCCUAGUGACACACCUCUGCAACCCAGCAGCAGAGACAAAGCACAACCACAGACCAAAAACCAGUCUCCAGAACCUAAAGGAAGUGAGUCCCAGCCCACUCCCGUGACCAACAGGGAGCUCCUGGGGUCGCACCUCACGGCCGAUAGGCUGGGGGGCUCUGUCCAGGUUAUGAGCUCGACCAAUGGAGAAGUGAAUACAGACGAUCCCACGGCGGGACACUCAAACGCUCCCAUAACUGCCCCUGCUGAAGUGGAGGUGGCCGAUGAUACAAACCGAGAACGAAGAGUUUAUCACUCCCUGAAACAAUUAACAUUACUAGCAGGAAGUGCUAUGUUCAGGGACUCUGAGUUUUGACGUGUGAGAGAAGUGUAUUUUUUUGAAUGAUGUUUAGUGCCAUAUUGGCCCUUGCAGCAGUUGGCUAAUGUUAUUAACUGCUCAAAUGUUUGCAACGAAUGUCAGCUGGUAAGCAGCUACCUAACCUUGUUAACAUUAAUUCAGUAACUUGCUAAUAAUUUUCAUGCAGUAUAAACCAGGGGUCAGCACAGCAACCUACAGCAGUGAUGCAGCCUGUUUUUAGUUCUGAUUGUUGUCAGAAGUACUUUCAUACAAUGUUGAUACUGAAAUUUUAAAGAUGUAACGAUACCAGCUCGUACCGGCUGAUAGGCGAGUGCUUUAAAACAUUCUCAUGUGCAUUUGUGUGAGCGGUGGCGCUCGGUAAAGAUCAUCAAAGGUUUCUAUUUACAACAUGUAUUUACAGCAUUGAGCAUUGUAUCCAAUGUUGGGCACAUGAACGCAAUAACCAAUAAGAAGCAUUUAAGAAAUUAGUCAGAAUGCGCUCAAUGGCCCUCUUGAUUAUAAAGGGAGUGCUCUUUGUUUGCCAUAACCCAUUUACAAUUUGAAUGAAUGAAUGUUUUUAAUGCUGCUAAGUACACACUGCAAAGUUUUUGGAGGGACAACAAUUUAGAUGCAGGAUUGAAUCCAAAAUUGAGUUGAUUGACAUGGUGAUAACCAUAGCAACAGAUGAGACAAACAAGUCUGUCAAAUUAGAUGUGUGCAUUAAGUGUAAAUGCAGACUAACAGACAUGCCACUUGUUCUGUAACAAGUAUGUGUAAUGUAUGUGUAAUUUGUUUAUUUGUUGUUCAUUUUACUUUUCACUUAUCCCAUUUAAAGCAAUAUUUGAAGGCUACAUGCUAAUGUUUUAAUGUGUUAUAAUUAUUAUUAGCAUUAAUAAUUCAUUGACUUUAAUAUUUUAUAUUUUCAAAAAGUUAAAUAAAAUAUUUAAAUAGUUCCAAUAUUUUUUUGCUAUGGUAGUGAAAUUGGUUCUGAGAACCAUUUGUCAUACUGUAUAAUAAAAAAUAUAAAAAACUGAUUUCAUAGUUAAGUCAUGGCGAUGUAAAAUACAUGUUUGUGUUAUACACAUCCUUUUCUUUUUUGUUGCAGUUUUAUAGUGUACAAUCAAAGACAAAUUAUAAAGGUUAUAGUUUCUUUGCUUGUAAUGGCACUUUAAAAUUAAAAACGGAAUUAUCAAUUUAAUAAUUUAAAAAAAAAUGUUCAAACUGACGAAUAAAUAUCCAUACUUUAAAUUAAUUUGAUUUAAUUUAAUUUAACCACUAUUAAUAUAUUUUUAAUAAUAAUAAGGGGCCAAGCACCGAAGCUGAUAUGGCACCUAUUGUAAUCGUUAGUGUUCCUUUUCUUCUUCUUCCUCUCUUGAAGUUUGUGGCAGCCCAUAGAACUGCUUGAGACUAAGUUAUGAAAUUUGGCACACAGAUAGACAGUCUGACCUGUUACCAUAGCAAUUUUGAAGCCUCUAACUGAAUCCCUCUAGUGCCACCAGCUGUCCAAAGUUGCACCGAUGUUUAUGCUAAUAACUUUUGAACCACAAGGGCUAGAAACUAAAUUAUUUUUCCCUCUGAUGCCUUUAACGACCCCUAUGCUGUCGUUGUGUGAAGUGUGAACUGCCCUUUUUUCCAAGUAGUGGCUUUGUUUUUAAAAUGAAAUUUUAAAGUUGUAUUUAAAGAUAAUUUAUUAAUUCAUAGUUUUGUUACAUUCUAAACAUUAAAGUUAUUUUAGUUAUUUACAUUUGUUAUCGAAUCCUUCAUUUUAUAUAAUAAAAUGUAUUAUAUAUGAAAUGAUAUUUAACUUUCAGUUUUACUGUUAAUUCAUUGUUCAUCUAAAAGAGGAAAAAUGCCAAUAUUCAUGUGCUCAGCAUUGGCUAUUAAACUGGAUGUCGAUUAAAGACUUGUGGAGAAAGGAAUAUAUUACUUUAGGGCCUGAUCCUUGUCUUUGAUUUCCACCGUUGUGAAAUUGAAAAUGUCAAAAACAUUGAGAAAUUAAUACUUUUAUCCAGCAAGGAUGCAUUAAAUUGAUCAAAAGACAUUUAUAAUGUUACAAAAGAUUUAUAUUCAAAAUAAAUGUUCUUUUGAACUUUCUAUUCAUCACCUUGGAAAAAAAGUAUCAGUUUCCACAAAAAAUUACGCAACUGAUUUGAUGAUAAGAAGAAAUGUCUCUUGAGCAUCAAAUCAGCAUAUUAGAAUGAUUUCUGAAGGAUCAUGUGACACUGUAAUGAUGCUGAAAAUUCACAGGAAUAAAUUACAUUUUAAAAUAUAUAAAAAUAGAAAAUGUGUUAAAAAGAAAAGUUAUUUUAAAUUGUAAAAGUUUCACAGUAUUGCUGUUAAUUAUUCUUACUGUACAAACUAUUGAAUGGUAGUGUAGGUUUUGGUUUCAUUGCCAGGAAUCAGUUAUCAUUAUAUGUGCAUAAAUGUGCUAAAUUUUCAACUUUGCAAACAUAAAUUAAUAUACAAAUUUAAAACUAUUUAAUCCAUAUUUGUGUAGUUAAAUACACCAAAAUAUCUCUCUCUCUCUCUCUCUCUAUAUAUAUUUAUCUCAAAAGCUCUUCCUAAGGUACUAUACAACUGUUUUGCCAUGGGCUUGAAUGGGUAAAAGCACUGUUGUAGCAUUUAUGUCUUUAUGUUUUGGUUACAUGAGCACCAGUCACAUAUAGCUGUGCACAAUUGUUCAGUUUUAUCUCUUGCUAACAUUUUGUCCUAGUGGGUUGUUUAAAUUUGCUUUGAACUCUGCCUGACAUAACCUAGACUCCACUGUGCAACAAGUUUGAGAAUGAAGGGAGAUAGCAAAACUGUCUUUAACUCCUUCGCUC